UCAGUCACACGUCAAGUUGUCAGAUUUCACCAAAGAUAUUAUUUCAAAAAUUGUUCACAUCUUACACAUUUUAUAAUAAUGCAACUCAAUCAUUUCUUAUUAAACACUUCAUUAACUUGGAGACGAUUUUUUCUUCUAAGUUCUCUAUUUAUUGGCCAUAUUCUUGGAAAUAAGCUUAAGGGCAUCAAGAAACGGACGUUGGUGUUGACGGUAACAAAAUGCCUUGUCUUUAUAUUACAACUAACGUCAAUUUGGACGGCUUCAAAACCGAUCCGUUCUACUCGGAAGUCACCAAAGCCGUCGCUUCUAUCGUUGGACGGCCUGAGAACUUGGUGAUGGUGGUGUUGAAGGGGUCAAUAGAGAUAGUGUUCGGUGGAAACAAAGAAGCAGCUGCAUAUGCAGAGAUUGUGUCGAUGGGAGGCAUCACCAAGCAAGUUAAGAGGCAGCUUAUUUCAACCGUUGGUUCUAUUCUUCACACUCAUUUUUCUAUUCAUCCCACUCGUUUUAUCUUUAAAGUUUUUGAUAUCAAUUCUUUGCCUCUUCCUUCUAAACUAUAGUUUUAUGAUCUGUCUAUUAUUGUUCAUACUUGACUUUUUCGAGUUAACGAACAACACAUCUCUUCUUGAACCUUUUUGUAUCAUUAAUUGUAUGUUUACAAGCUUUAUAAUACUAUAUAUCAUAUCAUCAUUCGUAA
This is a messenger RNA of Brassica rapa (field mustard), 694 nucleotides long. RefSeq names its product macrophage migration inhibitory factor homolog. The record is from RefSeq and is a predicted model, not a curated record. Lineage: Eukaryota; Viridiplantae; Streptophyta; Magnoliopsida; Brassicales; Brassicaceae. Gene Ontology annotation, molecular function: phenylpyruvate tautomerase activity.